AUGGAGACUCAUAUGGAGCAACGGGUACCUUGGCAAAAUUCUGAAGAAUUUCUUAUAAUGUAUAAAAAUAAUGUCCCUGAAGCAGUUUCUCGAUAUAAAGAUAUAAUUAAAAAGUUUGCUCUUUUUAAUUCAUGGCCUGAUUCAAAAAAACGAGAAAUUCUUAGUCAAUUUGAAAUGUCCUCACAUCAAAUGUCUUAUCAUUUCCCAUUGGAUAUGCUAGAAAAUUUUAUUCAAUUUCUAGCAAAAACGGCAACUAUACAUGUUGGGCAUACAACACCAAUUUUGACACAACUUGUUUCAUAUUUGACUCCUGUUGUCACUGAUAAUAUAAACAAUAGUGGUGUUGUUGGUCCUUCUAAUGAACAUCAAGAAAAAGUAUUUUAUUAUAUUCACAAGGCUAUUAAAGAUAUGAAAGUCAGGAAAAAUUAUUACUGGUUAUUGGAUAUAUUUAAUGUACUUAUUGAAAAAUUUGUUGGACUGGAUAUUUGUGUUACAAAUGACACUGUUAUUGAAAAAAAUAAUGGUUUUUUGUUAAAUUCAAUUUUUACUCUUGCUGUAAACAAUGAUAAAGAAAAAACAGAAUAUGAAAAAGAAUAUCCUCCUUUAAGUAACAAUAAUUUAAGCAAUACACUUGAUUUAUGUUUAUUAUUAUUAUUAAAUUAUAUUUCACAACCAUUUGAUAUUAAUAUUUUGGAUAGUGAAAACAAAGAAAUAGAAUGGGGUGAAUCAUUUGUAAGAAAUACAGAAACAGAUUUAGCAGCAUUGAUAAUGCCAUCAUUUAUACAACAUGUUGUUCCACAUUUUGGUUUGAAAAAUGUACCAUUUAUAUAUUUCUAUGCAUGUGGAAUUCAUCCUCCUUCUAGAACAACAAUUUUAACAGAAUUAUGGAUUUUAUUCCUUAACAAUCAAUCUGUUAAUACAAAUAAUAUUGCACAUAAUGCAUGUUUUUAUUUGUCUGAUCUUAUAACAAGAUUAGAGAAUUUCUCUAUAAGUACAUGUAUGAAAGUUCUUCGAGAAAUGGCAAAUUGGAUUCAUGGAUAUAUUGAAAGAUAUGAUGAUAGAAAUUUUGAAAAAACUGCUGGGUACCCUCAACAUAGUUGUUUUUAUGUAAUUGUUCAAUCAAUGUUAUAUAUUUUCUGUUACCGUUACAGAGAAUUUGUUGAUAGUGACUAUUUAGAUGAUAUUGCAAAAUUAGAUGUAUCAAAAAUUAUUUUUUGUUCUUUACACCCUUUGGAAUUUAUUGAUCCAGAAAUAUCUGUAUCAUUUUCUGUUGUUGCCAAGUUACUUCAACUAGAAUAUUGUUCCCAUCUAAUUUCAUCUUCUUCUCGAACAAAAUCUAUUUUUGAAACACAAUUUCCAUUUUCUUCAUUAAAUCUUCCACAUUGUUCAAAAUAUUUUGAGAAAUAUUUUAGACAUUUUACACCAAUUGAAGAAGAAGCAUCAAUGUUAAUAGACUCAAUUAAUGCUUCCUUCCAAUCAGUAAAAUCUUGUCGUAUCGGUGACAAUAAUACAAUGGAUGAAUACAUGUUUUUGGAUGAUACAGAUGGUAUUUCUAACAAUUUAGCAUUGAAAUUUUAA
Strongyloides ratti is the source of this 1578-nucleotide messenger RNA. RefSeq names its product RNA polymerase I-specific transcription initiation factor RRN3. Gene Ontology annotation, molecular function: RNA polymerase I core binding; RNA polymerase I general transcription initiation factor activity. The record is from RefSeq and is a predicted model, not a curated record. Gene Ontology annotation, biological process: transcription initiation at RNA polymerase I promoter. The transcript has 6 exons. Gene Ontology annotation, cellular component: nucleus. Bases 1 to 1578 code for a protein of 525 amino acids. NCBI's taxonomy places the organism in Eukaryota, Metazoa, Nematoda, Chromadorea, Rhabditida, Strongyloididae.